GGAAUUAAUGCUUACCACGACUCUCCUAUCCAGGUUGUCGACAAGGACUCAGCCAACUAUACUUUGAUGCGUGCAGCACUUCAAGAUCUACAUUCCAAACUGAUCUUACGAGAUUCAUGCCCGAUCCCAGGUGAUCAAACUACUGUAAAAAUCAUACAACAGUUCUAUAAAUCCGACUACAUGAAGUACAGGGCCCCGGUAAAGCCGCCCAUUCAGAAUACCUUUUCAUGGUUUCUUCAAGAGUCCCAAUAUAUCGCGUGGUUUGAGAGCCCGUUAUCAUCUCUUCUCUGGGUAUCUGGGGACCCUGGCUGCGGAAAGACGACACUUGCUGCAUUUCUGGUCGACAGUAUCAACCACUAUCUAUCUUUGGGGGAUAACGACUUCAUAGUGACCUAUUUCUUCUUCAAUGGGAAUAAUUUCGCAGAUCAGGUCGACGGGACGGCGCUACUCUUUGCUCUUAUCCACCAGCUCCUACAAGCCAACCCAGCGCUCAUUCCACUCGUCGAAAAGUCCUUGACCCUUAAUCACACGCAGUCUGGGUUGAAUCUAGAUAAACUGUGCGAAAUCUUCCGCACCAUCGUCUCCAGCCCUCAAAGGAAGCCUGAUAGAAUUGUCUGUGUUAUAGAUGCAUUAGACGAGUGUGAGAAAGAGUCUAUGAUUCAAAUCAUCCGAUUUCUGGCCUCGAUCAUCUUCGAUGACCGUAACAGUACCAGUGAAAGCGGAUGGCUUAAAAUCGUCAUUACCAGCCGCUAUAACCAACACAUUGACGACGUACUGCCAGCACAUCAGCAAGUUCGACUCGCAGACCACGCAGAAUCCACAAGACGAGACAUUGCGACUUUUAUCCGCGCUCGCUGUGUCCAAGUGCAGACGAUAACGCGCUGCUCUGACGCUAUGCGCCGUUCCAUCGAGAAGGAGCUGAUAGAGAGGUCCGACAACACGUUCCUUUGGGUCCAUAUGGUUCUGGACCUGCUUGAGAAUAAUACAGACGCCUCGCCGCAAUCCUUCGAGUCAAUACUGCGUUCUAUCCCGAAUAGACUAGAUGGGCUGUACGACAAUAUUUUGCAACGUAGUAGGUCGCGCCACGAGCUGCUGCGUAUACUCUCUAUUAUUGUGGGAUCGCAGCGUACUCUUACUCUGGACGAGAUUGAUGUUGCACUCGCAGUCCGACCUGAUGACAGUUAUAUCAGGCAGGUCCAACAUCGUUGUCAUCCCGAUAUUGCCCGAUAUUUAUAUGAUGUCUGUGGACCGUUCAUUAGAAUCUGGAACGGGACGGUGUCAUUUAUUCACCAAACGGCCACCGAAUUCCUACUGCAAUCGGCAGAUGAGCCAGAAUCGCCUGUUGGAAAUGGUAUCUACCAUUACAAAGCGUGCUUGGACAUGGUUGGGGUUAACCAGUAUCUGGCUGAGAUCUGUGUUGUGUAUCUUCUGCUCGAUGAUGCGGUGAGCGACAGGCCGUUGUCAGACCAUGACGCAGCUAAGAAUACUCUGAAUCUUUAUGACGGGGGCUCUGAUAACGACAACGAUCCCUUGAUUGAAGAUACUAAGAGGCUGACUUUCCGAAAGAGCGGCAAAGGCGCCGGUCUGUGUGACUACGCUGCCAAACAUUGGGGCACACACUGCCGUCUGGGCAACGCCACGUCUUGCACUUCUAUCUCCUCUACCACCAGCUGCGAAAAUUCCACCGUCUUCACCAAAGCUAUCGCCCUCUGCGACACGUCUACAAGUACCUUCCGUAACUGGUUCCAGCUGUACUGGAACACCAUCAGCACGAUCCCGCAGUUCCCUGACAGACUGACUCCCCUAAUGAUGGCAUCACACAUGGGUCUUCCGGAUGUCAUGCGCACUCUUCUUUUAGCAGAUGGGAAAUGGAAGAACAAAAACCCCCCUAUGUUGACAUCGACAACCACACGCUCAAGGGCAAAUCAACUGUGGACCGCUGACUCAGAAGGGUGGACGGCGCUUCACUGGGCCGUCUGGAACGGCCACGGAAGCCACAUCAAUAACGAUGCGAUAGCGGUUUUGCUGCAGCAGCUCCAUGAUGAGGACCAUGAGGAUACCAUUCAUAGAACUCCACAUGACAGCGACUGGCACCACAAUAACUAUGAAUCCAACCCAGACCAACAAUGUGGGUUAAUAGAGACAAACACUGCAGUUUUAGAUGUUCAAGACAACAAGGGCCUGACACCCCUACACUGGGCGGCCGCCGACGACCAGACGGGUGUUGUGCGGCUCCUACUCGAGGCCGGCGCAGCCGUCGACGUCUUUGAUGCUGAGGGCAUGACCCCGCUGUCGCUGGCUUACGAGAACGGGUUCAUUGGCCCAGUUGAAUUACUAGUCGAGUAUGGGGCAGAUGUCAAUGUCCCUUAUUGCGAACUGUAA
Messenger RNA from Fusarium oxysporum Fo47, 2382 nucleotides. RefSeq names its product ankyrin repeat domain-containing protein. The annotation marks the transcript as partial. Lineage: Eukaryota; Fungi; Ascomycota; Sordariomycetes; Hypocreales; Nectriaceae. The transcript is spliced from 3 exons. The record is from RefSeq and is a predicted model, not a curated record. Gene Ontology annotation, molecular function: protein binding.